GCAGCAACAGCGCUACCAGCCGGCAGGAAAGAAUGCUCCUAGCAACCUUUAAGCUGUGUGCUGGGAGCUCCUACAGACACAUGCGCAACAUGAAGGGGCUGAGGCAACAAGCUAUGCAGGCCAUUGGCCAGGAGCUGAACCGGAGGGCACUGGGGGGCCCGACCCCGAGUGCAUGGAUUAACCAGGUCCGGCGGCGGAGCUCUCUGCUCGGUUCUCGACUGGAAGACACUCUCUAUAGCGACCAGGAGCUAGCCUAUAUCCGCCAGGGAGAGGAGGCCAUGCAGAAGGCCCUGGGCAUCCUCAGCAGCCAGGAGGGCUGGAAGAAGGAGAACCAGCAGACCAAUGGGGACAAAGUGCUGAGUAAAAUGGUCCCAGAUGUGGGCAAGGUAUUCCGGCUGGAGGUGGUGGUGGACCAGCCCAUGGAGAGGCUUUACGAGGAGCUUGUGGAACGCAUGGAGGCAAUGGGAGAGUGGAACCCGAAUGUCAAGGAGAUCAAGGUCCUGCAGAAGAUUGGGAAAGACACAGUGAUCACCCAUGAGUUGGCUGCAGAAUCAGCAGGGAACCUCGUGGGGCCCCGUGACUUUGUGAGUGUGCGUUGUGCCAAGCGCCGCGGCUCCACCUGCGUGCUGGCUGGCAUGGCCACGCAUUUUGGGGAGAUGCCUGAGCAGAAAGGUGUGAUCAGGGCUGAACAUGGUCCCACUUGCAUGGUGCUCCAUCCCCUGGCUGGAAGUCCCUCGAAGACCAAACUCACUUGGCUACUCAGCAUCGACCUCAAGGGAUGGCUGCCAAAGACUAUCAUCAACCAGGUCCUAUCACAGACCCAGAUGGACUUUGCCAACCACCUGCGCAAACACCUGGAGUCCAGUCCUUCUCCUGAGGCCAGGUGUUGAAGACCAGCGUGUUGCUUCCAGCUGUUCUAGCUGCACUGGCUUGCAUGCUCAUCAGGAAAAUCCCUCCCGGAGGCCUACAAGUCUGCUUGAAAUCUUCAUCUGGGGACAGUGGGUUGGGGUGACAAUGUAUUUACAUUAUGAUACGAGGACUCAAAGAUUGGUAAAAUUUUAGCACCAAGAAAAUAGGUGUGGGGCUCUCAAACAGAGGAUGAGCCUUCUAACUUCAUUCACUGCUUAGCUGUGAAGUGAAAGUUGAGUCCCAAAAUAUCUGCAAAACUUUUCUCUGGGCCCUUACAUGUCUACCUAAAAACAUCUCAGAUGCUACUAGCUGGCAGAAGGUGCUAAACAUAAGGAUUGGGACCUCGUGCUCUAUGGGCUCUAGAGACCCACCCCCUGCAGGCAGUGUGUGGGCAUAGCAGGGUCUUACAGGAGGGGCUCCAGCAACUCUGCCCCUCCACCAAGCAAGCAGACAGCUGCAUGCACCGAAGUGCAAGCUACUCCCCCACAGGUGCCUUCCAGAGACCUACUUCAAGUUUGCUUAAUGAAAAACUACAAAACU
This is a messenger RNA of Pteronotus mesoamericanus, 1449 nucleotides long. RefSeq names its product steroidogenic acute regulatory protein (gene STAR). NCBI's taxonomy places the organism in Eukaryota, Metazoa, Chordata, Mammalia, Chiroptera, Mormoopidae. Gene Ontology annotation, cellular component: mitochondrion. The record is from RefSeq and is a predicted model, not a curated record. The transcript is spliced from 7 exons. Gene Ontology annotation, molecular function: cholesterol transfer activity; cholesterol binding. Gene Ontology annotation, biological process: regulation of steroid biosynthetic process; intracellular cholesterol transport; steroid biosynthetic process. Bases 33 to 890 code for a protein of 285 amino acids.